AUGUGCGACUCGACCUUAGAGACAACCGGCUUCACCGAUGGUCCUCCAACCCUCUUCCCCGCCGAACUAGAAGCCGGAUUCGAGGAGGAAGAGAAGCCAAAGCCAAAAGAAACCACAAUAUAUUACUAUUGGGAACAGGAUCCAAGUUUGUUCAGGACUACGAUACCAGUAGCACCACACAAGCUGACAUUGGCACAUCUGAAGUGCGCACUGAACAUGACCAAUAUCAAGUGUUUUAUGAUGAAAAUGGAUCCGAAUGUCAAACAGUAAGUGGGUUUUGGGGUGUUUUAGAUAUUUUAAUGAGGUUUUUAGACAUUUUUAGGUAACAGAAGAUUAUGUUUUAGAUUUUAAGCUGGGAAAUAUGGAGUUUUCUUAUGUUUUAGUAAUAAAAUUGAGUUUUUAUGGUUUUUUAGGUAACAAAAAUUACUUUUUUUGCUAUUUUAGAUAACAAAACUUAAUUUUUUAAAGUUUUAGGUAAUAUUUUUUCGUUUUGUACACUUUUAGGUAACAAAAAUUCAUUUUUCAUUAUUUUAGGUAACAAAACUCAUUUUUUUCUAUUUUCAGCAAAGUAAAAAUGGACAUUCAAGAUGAAGACCAGAUUCUGGAGCCGGAUGAAGAUGGCAACUUUAUUUUUUAUUUCAUGAAGUUUGACGAAGACCUACAAGGAGGGACCUUAAGACGGAGUAAAUACAAAAAACAGGCGGUAAGUUUGUGGUUUUUCGGUAAAAAACUUGAUUUUUUAUAAUUUUAGGUAACAAAAUUAAGGUUUUUUGAAAUUUAGGUAAUAAAAUUGAAUUUUUUUAAAUUUAGGUAACAAAAAUUUGAUUUUUUUGUAUUUUAAGUUUCAAAAAUUGAUUUUUUGCAUUUUAGGUAACAAAAAUUAAUUACUUCAAAUUUUAGCCAAAGCCAGUGAUGGUACACCCGAAAAAACCAGCUCAAAUAAUCCGCCCACCCCAACCCAAACAAUAUCAGAAUCCAGAAGUCAUCUCGGACGAUUCCUCCUCAUACGACGAUGAUUCCGGUGACAUUACCUCAAUCUCACGCAUCUCAGAACGUCGCCGUACCCGCCGACCCAGAAACCGCCGUGCCUGGAGUCCCAGCUUCAUGAGCACGACCAUGGAGACGGAUGUCAGCGUGAGCGUGAAUCUCUACACCGUGAGCUUGAAUCCGAUUCCAGAAGUGCCGUUCGGCUUGAACGUUGUGGUCCGCGAGAACGGUAAACAACAAACCCUCACGGUGGGAUCGUUGGCUCCAGGAAGCUGUGUAGCUCUCGACGGUCGAAUCCUACCAGGCCAUAUUAUCAUAGAAGUCAACAAAGAACCCUUGGCCGACUACACCGCCAAACAAGGCCUGAAGAUCCUGACGGACGCUGUAGAUCGAGCUACACGAACUCGAGGUCAAGUUCAGUUGACAUUGGCUUCACCGAUGGAGCUCCCGACCUAUUUCCAGCCUCCAGACGAAAGUAUCCACCCGAUCGACACAGCCGCUUGGGUACAGUGCACCAAUAGAGCCAUUGGUCUGGACACAGAGAAUCAGCACUACCGUGACUUUACUGAAUCCUACAGCCAAGGAUUCAAGGGCUACGGACGCGGCUUCGAGUUUGGUAAAGGAGAAUAUGGCAAAAAUGAUGCUGAUUUCGGGAAACAUGGUGCUGAUUUUGCCAAAAAUGGUGCAGAUUUUAUGAAAAAUGGUCCAGAAUUCAGCCGGCAUCAGAAUUCAGAAUCCAAGUUCUACAGUAUCGAGAACAUGGACUUCAAACAACCCACCGGCACCUGGCCCUCGUCCGGCGUCGGCAGCUCGAUCGUCAGCUCGAAUCCGGAACGGUACGGCCUAGAAACGCCGGCUACAGUCAUCGUACAAGCCAUGCUCGAUCCACGCCACGGCGUACCCAAAACCAACGAUAAUCAGCACCUCCUCAACAUCAACAACGGCUUCCUAGGCCAACACAUCAUCAACUGGCUCUCGGACAACGUGAAUGGUUUAGAUGAUUCGGAAACGUGCGCACGGUACGCCGAGAAUCUGAUCAAUAACAAGUUCUUGGUACCUAUCACAACAUCGAAAAGCUUCAGUAGGCAUGGGUUUUACACGGUCAACUUUGAUUUACUGCCGAGGAAUGGUCAUAACACACUGAGGAGAGGGGUACUUCAGGAGAUCAAGCCAGCCAUGGACGAUACGAUCAUGGACAGGAAGGGCAAGGGCUGCUUCUUCUUCUGCAUGAAGAAGAACAAACGGAAGUAG
Messenger RNA from Bursaphelenchus okinawaensis, 2238 nucleotides. NCBI's taxonomy places the organism in Eukaryota, Metazoa, Nematoda, Chromadorea, Rhabditida, Aphelenchoididae. The record is from the annotation of a GenBank genome assembly.